GAGGAGGAGGAGGCGGCGGGGGGCGUGCCGGGCGGCGUGGAGGCGCUGGUGGAGGCGGCGGUGGCGCGGCGCGCGACGCAGUUUGGCGGCGGCGCUGGCGCGGGCGCGUGGAGGCGGCCGGCGGGAGGCGGCGGCCGGGCGCUGGCGCUCGACGCGCUGCCUCCUCAGGCGAGGAACGCGCUGCGCAACAAAAGCGCUGGUCGAGCGCGAAUCGGGUGGGGACGCGCGCCUCCAGUGCCGGUGGCGGCGUGGCGGGCGGCGGCGGGGCCGGAGGAGGGCGAAGCGGCGGCGCGAACGCGAGCGCCGUCGCUGCGCGGCGCCGACGCCAAAGCGCCCGGGACUGGCGCCGGCGGCCUGCACGACGAGCUGGAGCUGGGGGCGCAGCGCCCGCCGCCGUCCCUCGAGGCAGCUUCGCUGGAGGGCCGCAUGGGCGGCUGGAGCCGGCGGCUGCAACCGCGCCCCUGCAAAAAUCCAUGUUCCCGCGCGGUGACGCGCCUGCUGGCCGCAGCUCGAGCAGCGCGCACCCGCCCGCCCCGCCCCCGGCCCCCGCCCCGCGGGAGCCCGGCAGCAGGGGCGAGGAGGAGGAAAGAGACGUGUGGGGACAUAAGACUUAGCUGUCGUGACGAAGCUCCCGUUCGGAUGACAGUCGUGGGGCCCGGCGCCCGUGCCAGCUGGUAUGCGCUGCGGCGGGCGGCGGAGUGCGGCAACACGGAGGCGGUGCGCGCGCUGCUGGACUCCGGCGCCGACGUGCACGCGCGCGACAUCUUCGACGCGACGGCGCUGCACUGCGCCGCCGAGAACGGCCACAGCGCCACCGUGCAGCUGCUGCUGCGCCGCGGCGCGCACGCCGGCUGCAAGAACCACAGCGGGUGGUCGCCGCUGCACGCGGCCGCGCGCUGGGGCCACCCGCAGUGCUUCGCGCUGCUGCUGGCGGCGGGCGCCGACCUGGAGAGCCGCGACAAGUGGGGGCGCACGCCGCUGCACGUGGCGGCGCAGUGGGGCCGCGAGGCGGCGGCGCGCGCGCUCCUGGCGGCCGGCGCCAGCCCCUCGGCCUGCGACAGCCGCCGCCAGACGCCGCUGCACCUCGCCGCCUCCGACGGCGUGCGCCGCCUGCUGCAGCAGCACACCCGGCGCGCUUCAUUGCAAAGUGUCAACAGCUAUUGUUUACUUGGUGACAUCACUGGUGGAAAUAAUUGGAGGAAACUGAAAAGUAUUGAGGUUAUGCAACAAUUCAUUGGAUCAAAAUGCCACUGCAAUGGUAGUCUUGACACCAGUGAUGAAAAAAUGUUUUGAAGGACAAGAUGUGGUACAAUUGUUUGUGGGACCCAGUUCAUGUGCACCGCUCAAACUUGAAAUUAAGGCAGACUGAAUAUUAACUGGCAAAUUGCAUUAUAGUUUUUUGUCAGUGUCAUUAUCUUAUUUGUGUUGCAUGAAAAUGUAUUGAUGUAUUUUUGCAAGAUACCAGUUCUAAAACCAGAUAUCUGAAUCAUUAAUUCAUAUGGUAUCUUGUGUCAAGGUAGUAAGUUCUAUUUAGAACCACUUUCUGGUGCAAUAUUGAAGAUUCGAGCAUGAAGUAAGAACAGACAACCCCCUGGAAAAUCUUCCAGACAGACAAAUGGAUAGUCUCAAAUUUAAGUAAUUCAAAAUUUUUAUAUUGGUUCAGUGACUACUAGCUAGAUUGUAUCUCUAACAAAUUACAUGCUGCUACCUCCUAAUAAUGAAGCAGAUAUGCAUAUUACUGACUAAAUUCCAACAAGAUUCAAGAAUGGAAUACUUUUCAAACAGUUUACUUCUCAAAAAGGUUUCUGAUAACCUCUUUGUGCUCAAAUUCUUUCUAUAAGUAGCUGUGUUAGUAUUUUUAGAGCUUCACAAUAUUACUUAUUGUAACAAAUGUAAUGUCUCAAUGAACUUAUAAACUAGAGCUUUGUGAGACAUAUGAUGUGAAAAUGUUGUAGAAAAUAACAAUAGUAAAAGAUCAUUGCAACUUGUUUAUAUCAGAAAGAAAGGAUAGAAAUUAUUUUCUGUUUUAAGAUAACAUUUAAAAAAACUUUACUGAUAUCGUUCCAGUGUUUUUGAAUCAAUGCUAGAAAUAAACAUGUAAUUGUGUAUGCAGGAGUAUGAGAUAGUGUCUUGAAUGGGUGUAUACAGAAAUGUAUGCAUCUGUUAAGUUUCAUGUGUCUUGCAGAGAACAUACCUCAACAAAUGUUUUUCAAGGAAAAGCACAAUAUAGUAAAAUCAAAUAAAAACAAUAAAUUCUUAGAAUAAAAUACAAAAGGCUGAAUGUUUUUUUCAAAAACAGUGCUUGUGGUCCCGUCCUCUUGUCUUCUGUCCAAGAGGUGAUUGGUUUCAAAGUUUGGGCAGUUCUGCAAGUUGAAAUUGUGCGUAGUUAAUGUCGUCUAAUGUUACAGCAUGAUUUAUGUGAGUUGUUCUACAAAUUCAGAAUUUAGAAUAUUGUUAUGGAUAAUCUUCUAGUUUAAAUUGUUUUGAAACUAAAUGACUAAUAUUUUGUGUCUUUACGUGAUUACACUUGUCAAGUGUAUAUGUCUUUGUGUGUUUAUUCAAGAGAUAUUGCAAAGAUUGUGCAAUAAUGUUUACUUAUCAAAAACAUUGUCAAAUGUUAUUUGUAGCUAUGGGAAGUAUUGAAAGAUAGCUUCUUCAAACAUGUAUUAUUUCUAUUCCAGAUCUUUUUAAUGUUCAAAUAAUGGUGAAGUAAUUGUUUUAUAGUAGGUACCGUUCAUUAGAGCUUGUAGUCUGAGUAUUUUCAAAAUAACAAUGUUUUCAAGAUACUACUGUAUUUUAUUUUUGUGUAUGUUAUCUUUGUGGAACAGAAUAACCUGUAUCAAGAAA
Gryllus bimaculatus (two-spotted cricket) is the source of this 2847-nucleotide messenger RNA. The record is from the annotation of a GenBank genome assembly. Lineage: Eukaryota; Metazoa; Arthropoda; Insecta; Orthoptera; Gryllidae.